CAAGCUGCGCACGACUAUAGACCGUCACACACUAUUCUGGGUAACGAUAACGAACCGGGUUCGCGGAACUACUGUGACGUCACAUGCAGCUUGUGAUCUCAUCAUGGCGCGCUGACUGCGCCUUGUGUCCUUCUCCCCUAACAACACUCCUUCUUCUUUCUUUAGGCAAAUCUUUAUGGACCUAAAUUCUGUUUCCGUAAGAACCGCUAGUGUCCUCACGUCUCCCUUUGAUGUGAGUCAUUAUAUUUGUCUUUGAAAACAUGACACACGAAAGUCGGCAACAAAUCAUACAAGAAAUCAUGGAUAACUUGGGGGAAAGUGUCGAAUGUGACCAGUUAGUCAACAAACUGGCUGACAAACAGAUCAUCUCGACAGAUGACGUCAUGAGAAUCACCGGUACUGAAGACAAGGACAAGAUGAAAGAACUUGUUCAAGUUGUCAUGGAAAAGGGUGAUGAACUCCACCCUUUAGCCCUAAAAAUCGUUGAGGCGCUGAAGCAUCCCAACCAGCAAACCACAAGGAGGACGGAUCAAGCCAUGGAUGCAGUUACUAACAGAUCAGGUACUGUUGCUGCACCACCGUCGAGCGACAGGCGCAUUCUAUCGAACAGUGAGGUCUCCAAUAAUUGGGCUCUGAAGAAUUUUUUGUUUGACAUCUCCAAACAAAUGGGAAACGAAGAUUUGGAGUCGAUGAAGGAUAUCAUGUUCGGUGAACCAGGCUUUCAUCAUUCUGCGAUAGAGAAGAUUGACACUCCAAUGAAACUAUUCAGGCAGUUGAUGAACACAGGUCGUAUGAAUGCAUAUAAUCUACACUUCCUACAAGCAUUGGUGAGGAGGAUUGACAGGUUUGACCUGAAUUACAAAGUUCGCCAGUUUUGUUUGGAAAGUCACCACCAACCAAUUCAUUUCUUCGCACCAAGUGAACAACCAGAAAAUGGAUACAAAUAUGUGAAACAUCACAUUGAAGGUGGCAUCGAUCAGCUAACACAUUCACAACUAGAACAUCUACGAGCAGAGGUUGCCAACCUUCUGUGCAUACCGCCAAUGUUUGUUUUCGUCAAGGGUAUCGAGCCAGCAGAUAGUCUCUUGUUCACAUUCAUGGUGCGUGAAACAGAUGUCAGCAGCUUCAUCGCCAUCUACAGUUCUCAGGAGAUAUCACUGGUUCAUUUAUCUGUCUGUGUAGAAAUACAGGACGCCGAGUUAUCCCUGUCAGAAAUUUCCCCAACUCCGGAAAAGGAUCACAAACCAAUGUUUGACCAGUUGAAACACCUUCUUGAGCGAGAGCAGUGCCUCCAGAGGCAACUAGAAGAAAGGGAUGGGCGACUGGUAGAUCUUCAAGAGGAACUGGAUAGUAAGGAAGGCGAGAACACAGUAGAGCAGGUUCUACGAGGUGACAAGUGUGACAUGGACACUCAUCAAUUACACCAAAAGUACGAAUUGUACAAAAAUCUAUUUUAUAGAAUGGUGGAUGUACAGAAAACAAUGAUGCCAAAGGACCACAAGACUAGUGCCAAUGGCAUAGUUGGGUCACUAAAGGUAUCCAGUGCAUCCAGUCUAUUUAGACAUCUAUUGUCUCAAGCGAAGCAACGCUGUGAUACAGACUUGAUAAACAAACUGCUGGAUACAAAGACUGUAAUUGAAGACUCGUUACACGAGGAGAGAUUGCGGAGAAUGCAGGACAUUAUUGUGAUACUGUCAGAACAAGUGGAAGAACAGGCGGAAAUCAAUGCCAAUCUGAGAGCAUCCACUAACAUAGCUGGGGCAUCGUCAACUUUCCUGCAUGACAUCUUGGCAGUUCAGGAACAAACAAGGAACCACGCCAUCAAACAACAGCAAGAGGAGACACAUGUGUUGGAAAUCAGUAGUAUGAUAGGUCUGCAGGUGGCUCAUAGAAUGUACCCAGCUCCACAACAGAUAUCCAUCCCGCCUGAAUUUCAGUCAUUUCUGGCAAACAUUACAACUAAAGAUUUGACAAGCAAGGAAAGGUCUAGACUGAAGACCUUCCUCUGUUUCUCGGAUCCCGAGAAGGAACAACUGAUCCAGAACCCGGAGAAGCUUCUUGAACUGGCAUUUCUAAGGGAACUCCGCAAGGGUAGACUAGGAGAACCUACGGAAACCAUUUUGGGGGACAUUUUAGCGAAGAUAAGAAAAAGAUAUCUUGUGGACCGAUAUUACAAGACUCCUGACCAACAGCCUGCAUUGAUAAAACUACGCUCGGCAGAGAGGAGAAGUGUUCCUGCAAGGUCCAAUACGCCUCAACGAAUAAAAAAGGAAAGCGAAUCAAGCACAAUGUGAUGUUGUGGAAGUAGAUAGACAGUAGCCCCCUUUAUUAGACAGCAGUUGGAAACUAUUCACAGAGGUAUGAGUCGUUUCCGAAUGAGGAAAACAUAUUUCAGAUAUUCAGACUGGCGCAGCAUUGAUUUAAUUCAAUGUCACUGCUUGGUGAGAUUUAUUGAUAACGGAGACCAAGUGUAACAAACACACCAUGAUUUGUAUCCAUUGACUUAAAUAAGGCUAUAUUCAAAGUUGAUUGUACGAUUCCGUCUGUAUCAUGAACAUGUGUUUAUGAAUCAAUUUCAAAAAGUGAUGAUACCAUGUGUUCGCGAAAAGGCGAAAGUGUCCUAUGGCACCCGUCACAAACACAUGCGAUGGCAAGUCAAGUGUUCACCUGAAAAAAGGGAACAUGGUACAAUAUACAUAUGUUUAUAUGAGGUUAUGCAACUACAACAAUUCCUACCAUAAUUAAUAUGCAAUUUCCACUUUAAACAUUUGUGUAGCUUGUCUGUACUAUGCUUCUUUUUUUAUAUAUCAGUUAAAGCACGUCUCGAUCGUUUGUAUAUAUUUUCAUUUACCAUGAUCUUUGAUGCUACCUUACCCUAGUCCACAGGUACGGAGAAACUACUUUGUGUCCGGUUCUGUAAUUCCUAACAUGUGUUCCUUUUGUAAUAUGUUAUUCCUUUUGUAUAACAUAAGUAUAUAUGUAAGUCUUAGGAAAUAAUUUGCAUUACACAUUUAUUUGAUCAAACAAUCCUACCCACAGUGCUUUGGCUAAUUUACCAACAAUGCAUUUCGGCUGGCCACGUCAUUGUUAUUCGCCAUAUUGAAGAGGUUUUCAGUCCUGACAUAUUUUUGUUUACCCACUAAUAUCCCUUUGAACAAGGCUCUGCUUCAAUUCGUCAUUUAUUACAUUUCCUAUAUGAUUGCCUUCAAUGCCAAUCCAUUGGGGACUGAUUGCCGGUUUGGGAAAGAGAAACUGUUUUGCACCCCCCAAUUUUCCGGAGUGUUACGACUUAGCCCUAGGGCGAUUGGCAAACAGCCCCCCAAAAACUACCCAAUCUAGAAAAUAUUUCAAUAUAAUUAUUGUCCGUGUAUUCUUUGUUAUGUCAUUGUUUGCAUAAGGUUUGCGGCGAUGCGUCAAAUUUGAAAUUGGCGCCAACAUGUCUACCAUAAAACGUUUUGAAAGCUUUA
Messenger RNA from Haliotis rufescens (red abalone), 3467 nucleotides. RefSeq lists its product as uncharacterized. Gene Ontology annotation, biological process: regulation of apoptotic process. Bases 261 to 2294 code for a protein of 677 amino acids. Lineage: Eukaryota; Metazoa; Mollusca; Gastropoda; Lepetellida; Haliotidae. The transcript is spliced from 8 exons. Gene Ontology annotation, molecular function: protein binding. The record is from RefSeq and is a predicted model, not a curated record.